This is a messenger RNA of Arabis nemorensis, 1173 nucleotides long. The record is from the annotation of a GenBank genome assembly. NCBI's taxonomy places the organism in Eukaryota, Viridiplantae, Streptophyta, Magnoliopsida, Brassicales, Brassicaceae.
AUGGACAAGAAGAUCACAUCAUUCUCCAGCAACGAAGGAAAGCCUAUUAGAUGCAAAGCAGCAAUAUGUAAGAAAGCAGGAGAANCAUUGGUCAUCGAGGAGAUUCAAGUUGAACCACCUCAAGCUUACGAAGUUAGGAUCAAGAUUUUAUGCACUUCUCUAUGUCACACCGAUAUUACUUUCUGGAAACUAGACAGUGGACCGCGUGCAAGGUUUCCUAGGAUUCUAGGACACGAAGCAGUCGGUGUGGUCGAGAGCAUUGGUGAAAACGUGGACGGAUUUAAACAAGGCGACAUCGUUUUGCCAGUGUUUCAUCCUCAGUGUGAAGAAUGCAAAGACUGCAAGUCCUCAAAGAGCAACUGGUGUGCAAGAUUUGCAGACGAUUUCUUAUCGAACACAAGACGAUAUGGAAUGGCUUCAAGAUUCAAAGACUCUUCAGGACAAGAUAUUCACCAUUUAAUCUUUGUCUCGAGUUUUUCCGAAUACACCGUCGUUGACAUGGCGCAUUUGGUCAAGAUUUGUCGUGACAUUCCCGUCGAUAAAGCGGCUUUGCUGAGCUGCGGUGUCUCCACAGGAAUUGGAGCUGCGUGGAAAGUGGCUGACGUGGAAGAAGGUUCUACCGUUGCAAUUUUUGGUCUUGGUGCUGUUGGACUUGCGGUUGCCGAAGGAGCCAGGCUGCGUGGAGCUGCAAAGAUCAUCGGUGUUGAUCUCAAUCCUGAUAAAUUCGAGCUAGGUAAAAAAUUUGGUUUCACGGAUUUCGUCAAUCCUGCUUUGUGCGGAGAAAAGAAGAUUAGUGAGGUGAUUAAAGAAAUGACAGGAGGAGGAGUUGACUACAGUUUCGAAUGCGUUGGUUUAGCUUCUUUAACGAACGAGGGUUUUAUGAGCACCCGCACGGGAUCAGGAAAGACAAUAGUGUUGGGGAUAGAUAAGCAUAGAGCACCAAUAAGUUUGGGUAGUUUUGAUCUUAUUUCAGGCAGACAUAUUUGCGGAUGCUUGUUCGGUGGUCUCAAACCUAAACUGGAUAUUCCAAUUCUCGUGGAUCAUUACCUUAAAAAGGAGCUUAAUUUGGAUAGUUUUAUUACACAUGAACUCAAGUUUGAAGAAAUCAACAAGGCUUUCGAGUUAUUAGAGGAAGGGAAGUCUCUCCGCUGCAUUAUGUGGAUGGAUAAGUGA